This is a messenger RNA of Penicillium waksmanii, 795 nucleotides long. RefSeq names its product putative 2-deoxy-D-gluconate 3-dehydrogenase. The transcript has 2 exons. NCBI's taxonomy places the organism in Eukaryota, Fungi, Ascomycota, Eurotiomycetes, Eurotiales, Aspergillaceae. Gene Ontology annotation, molecular function: oxidoreductase activity, acting on the CH-OH group of donors, NAD or NADP as acceptor. The record is from RefSeq and is a predicted model, not a curated record. The coding region runs from base 1 to 795 and encodes 264 amino acids.
AUGGCAUCAGUCGCUUCCCUAUUCUCCCUUAGCGGGCGUACUGCCCUCAUCACCGGCGGCACUCGUGGCAUCGGCCAGGCCAUGGCUUUUGCUCUGGCCGAGGCCGGCGCCGAUGUCAUUCUCGUCCAACGCGACGAGUCGAACACGUCCACCAGAGACGAGAUCAUCAACCGCUUGGGUCGCAAGGCCUACAUCCAUGUGGCCGAGCUGUCCGAUCGCAAAUCGGUCAAGGAAAUUAUUCCCACGGUGACUAGCCAAGGGCUCAAGCCCGAUAUCCUCGUUACCUGCGCUGGUAUCCAGCGGAGGCACCCAAGCCACCAAUUCCCUGAUGAGGAUUGGGACGAGGUUCUCGAAGUGAACCUCUCCGCGGUGUUCGUCCUGUGUCGGGAAUUCGGCGCCUACCUGCUAUCUCGUGACGCAUCUGAAUUCCCCUCCGGUCGCCGUGGGUCAAUUAUCAAUGUCGCUUCGCUUCUUACCUUCCAGGGUGGUAUCACCGUCCCCGCCUACGCUGCCUCCAAGGGCGGUAUUGGACAGCUGACCAAGGCGCUCUCCAACGAGUGGAUCUCCAAAGGAAUUAAUGUCAACGCUAUUGCCCCUGGAUACAUCAACACCGACAUGAACGUCGCACUUAUCAACGAUGCGGACCGCAACGCCGGUAUCAUGGCGCGUAUUCCAGCCGGUCGGUGGGGCAAGCCCGAGGAUUUCAAGGGACCGGUGGUCUUCUUGGCUAGCGACGCCAGUAGUUAUGUCUCUGGCGAGAUAGUCACCGUUGAUGGUGGCUGGAUGGGUCGGUAA